UUCAUUGUGUAGCAUCAUUGUUAUUCCUCUGCCUUCGAUAUAAAAAAAAUUCAUCUUCGUUCUGAUUGAGAAAUGAGUAAUUUUGUUUUAUAACAUUCGAGUUCUUUUUUUGCUUUUAAUGUGGAUAUAUGAAAUGAAGUUUGCCAAAACCACACAAUUAAUCAAAGUUUAAUAAUAUGAAAAUCGAAAUAAAAGUGAAAAAAGUUUAUAGAAAUUAAGGAAAAUAAAGAAAAAUCGAAAAGAAACAGAGAAGUAAACCUAUGCAUGACUGCAGUGAAUUCCAAGUAAAAAAAAGUGUGGCAGCGGCUGUGAGGAAACGUAGAAGAAAUCUAAAUUGUUGUGGCGGCGGUGUGUGUGACGUGUAAAUCCAAGUGUUUGCCAAGUUUUAACCUGAACUCCAUUGAUGCAUUGUCGUUGUCGAAAUGGGGAAACUACUUUCAAAAAUUUUUGGUAACAAAGAAAUGCGCAUUUUAAUGUUGGGACUGGAUGCUGCAGGCAAAACAACAAUUUUAUACAAAUUAAAAUUAGGUCAAUCUGUAACAACAAUACCCACUGUGGGCUUCAAUGUAGAAACAGUCACCUAUAAAAAUGUCAAAUUCAAUGUCUGGGAUGUUGGCGGACAAGAUAAGAUAAGGCCGCUGUGGCGGCAUUAUUACACCGGUACACAGGGUCUAAUAUUCGUAGUUGAUUGUGCAGAUCGGGAUCGCAUAGACGAGGCUCGAACAGAAUUACAUCGAAUUAUAAAUGAUAGAGAAAUGAGAGAUGCCAUUAUAUUAAUAUUUGCUAAUAAACAAGAUUUAGCGGAUGCAAUGAAACCUCAUGAGAUUCAAGAAAAAUUAGGCUUAACUAGAAUACGAGAUCGCAACUGGUAUGUGCAACCUUCCUGUGCAACAACUGGUGAUGGCUUAUAUGAAGGCCUUACGUGGCUUACCUCCAAUCAUAAGUUAUGAGAAUAAUUUAUCUGAAACUCAAUAAAAAUAACCCCCGAAAAACAACACAACAAUAUUUAUUGUAUGCAAAUUUUAUUUGAAUUCAAACAAAAGGAGAAAUUCUUGAAAAAAACAAAAAUACAUCUUAACAAAAACGCAAAAAAGAAAAUCAAAUCUUUAUUAUUAUAAUUAUUAUUUAUCGAAAUUCAAAUAAAUAAUUCAACUUAGUGAAAACAAAAUAAAAUAAAAAAUAAAUUAUAAUAAUCCAACACGAAAGAAGAAACAAAGGAAUUCUAAAAAAUACCACAAACAUGUUUUUUUAGCAUUUAAGAUAUAUUUGUAAAAUAUUAUUAAAAAAACAAAACAAAACAAAAUCACUUACUCAAAACAAUAGAUUUGAAAAAACAAAACAAAACCAACAAGCAAAUGUUAAACAACCUCCUUCCCCUCAAUUAUGUUUAAAGCAAAGGAUUUAAUAAGGAAUAAAUCCUAAACAGAAACUAAAAGUAUAUGCAUAUAUUAUUAAUAUAUAUAUAAAUAUAGUAAAUAUUAUUAAUUAUUAUUUACCUUUUUAUUAAUUAUUAUCUAUUAUUUUUUUUUGUUUAGAUGUAAACUUUAAGUUUUUUUAAAUAACGACUUGUUAACGAGUCCUUAAAAAAAGAAAAAAAAAAACAAAAACAAGAAAUUAAUUUAAAUUAAUUAAUUGAUCAUAUAUAAAUAAUAAAAUAAAUUAAAAUUAGUGAGAAAAACAAACCAACAAACAAAUAAUGUAUGUAAUAAAAAAAUAAAACAACAUAAAACAUAAAGAAUCAACAAGCAUCAAAAAAAAUAAAAUAAAGAAGAAAACAAACAUA
Molecule: messenger RNA, 1783 nt
Organism: Calliphora vicina (urban bluebottle blowfly)
Lineage: Eukaryota; Metazoa; Arthropoda; Insecta; Diptera; Calliphoridae
Gene: Arf51F
Product: ADP-ribosylation factor 6
Exons: 5
Coding region: 423-950 (175 amino acids)
Biological process (GO): vesicle-mediated transport; intracellular protein transport
Cellular component (GO): cytoplasm
Molecular function (GO): GTPase activity; GTP binding
Source: RefSeq, a predicted model, not a curated record